CUUGUCAGAGGAACAGGAGAGAGCAGAGGAAGAAAAAAAGAAAAAGGAAGAAGUAGCAGUCGACUGUCCCUGCUGUUCACGCGCAGCCUCUCGGACAGCAUGAAACUCACGCUGCUGACUGAAAGAAAGCUGUAAAUCUGAGAAAGAAAGAUAUUAAGUCUUCUUCAAACGGAAGGGCCUCGUUUCGGCGCGAACGAUUGUUCUAGUUAGUGAGCUAGCUUAGCCUGUUAGCUUAGCUGGACACCCACUCAGCCGUGUCCGAGUGUGCAGGACUUCACACUAUCAGGAGCGGGGACACAUCCACCCGGAACUGCACCAAAACUGACCCGGGCUUCACAUUACAACUGCAGCUGCACGUGUCGGGUCCAAACGCGGCUUUUGCACUUAAAGUUUAAACAAAAACAAAAACACAUCCUGCAAAACAAGGAAGUGUGAAUGAACGUAGCGCUGCAACUGCAUUGCAUCAUUGUGCAGCUUGUGUCUGCAGCCUCAGCCUGUUCGCCCAACCAGCAGUGCCGAUAUCGAUCAUCUGUGAAAGCAUCGGUGCGUGCGGUCGAUAUAUCGAUCUCUGUCGAACUAAACUAGGCUGGAAGCGUGCUCUGCCGUUUCAGAGAUGAUUCCCGACAAAGCGCCGAAGGAAGACGUCUUCCACGGGUCCGAGGAGCUGAAGAAGGAGGCUCACAUCCCCAGCUUUGAGAAAUAUAAAGAGCUCUACCUGAAAUCCAUAGAGCAUCCCGAUGAGUUCUGGGGCGACAUUGCCAAAGAUUUCUUCUGGAAGACCAAACACGCGGGUCGUUUCCUGGACUACAACUUCGACGUGACCAAAGGAGAAAUAUUUGUCAAGUGUAUGGAGGGAGCGUCCACCAACAUCUGCUACAACGUGCUCGACCACAACGUCCACGAGAGGAAGCUCGGAGAUAAAGUGGCCUUCUACUGGUGA
This is a messenger RNA of Sander lucioperca (pikeperch), 940 nucleotides long. RefSeq names its product acetyl-coenzyme A synthetase, cytoplasmic-like. Gene Ontology annotation, molecular function: acetyl-CoA synthetase activity. Gene Ontology annotation, cellular component: cytoplasm. Gene Ontology annotation, biological process: acetyl-CoA biosynthetic process. The coding region runs from base 614 to 940 and encodes 108 amino acids. NCBI's taxonomy places the organism in Eukaryota, Metazoa, Chordata, Actinopteri, Perciformes, Percidae. The record is from RefSeq and is a predicted model, not a curated record. The transcript is spliced from 2 exons.